Messenger RNA from Aspergillus mulundensis, 570 nucleotides. RefSeq lists its product as uncharacterized. The transcript has a single exon. The coding region runs from base 1 to 570 and encodes 189 amino acids. The record is from RefSeq and is a predicted model, not a curated record. NCBI's taxonomy places the organism in Eukaryota, Fungi, Ascomycota, Eurotiomycetes, Eurotiales, Aspergillaceae.
AUGGAGCAAAUCAACUCCCAAAUAUCCAAAGCCAUCGACGAGCUCCACACCAUCCGUAUCGUCGCCGAUAUUCCCACCGAGCGCCUUAGCCCCGACAACUACCUCGCCUCCGCCACCCACAUCCUCCAGCCAUGGCUGAACCAGUGGCAGGCGAGGGCAAUGACGCGGUUCCUGGCCGUCAGUCUCUUCCCCCGCCACUCAUUCGCCGUCAUCGACAUCAACAACCACCGCUAUGACUUCGAGCAAGCCCACAGACAACUCUUCCCCGUCCCUGUGCAUAUCCUGCGUUUAUCGCGAAAGACCAAUAGCGGCAACGACAAGUGGUCGUUUUUCAGACGUGCCCCCGAGGACCAUCGGGCCGCGAGAGAGAUCGCCAUCGCGCAUUGGCACGAGGGGCAGAAUCCCACCCCGCUUCUCCUGGAUCAUAUCAACCGCCGUGUGUAUUUGGAGUCGCACUCGCGCACGGAUGUAGAAGAGGUCCGCGAGUUGUAUGGGUUUAAGGAUGUUGGAACGCGUAUGACGGGGUCCGCCUCUCCUCCUGCGUCAGUGCCAGAGCCAAUGUCUCAGUGA